Molecule: messenger RNA, 1689 nt
Organism: Geodia barretti
Lineage: Eukaryota; Metazoa; Porifera; Demospongiae; Tetractinellida; Geodiidae
Source: the annotation of a GenBank genome assembly
AUGAGAGUGGCAUCACAGGGAAACAUGCCAGUAGUCUUGCUGAAGGAUGGCGCCUCUGAGACAAAAGGCAGGGACGCGCAAAAGAACAACAUCCAGGCAGCCAAAAUUGUUGCCGAGAUAGUUCACUCAAGCCUAGGUCCUAGAGGAAUGGACAAGAUGCUCGUCGACUCGCUGGGCGAUGUUACCAUUACCAACGACGGAGCCACCAUCCUGAAGGAGAUAGAUGUACAGCAUCCGGCCGCAAAGAUGCUGGUUGAAAUUUCAAAGACCACAGACAACGAGGUAGGCGACGGCACCACAUCCGUGGUUGUUCUAGCGGGCGCCCUUCUUGAGAACGCCGAGAGCCUCAUAUCCCAAGACGUUCAUCCCACCAUAAUAGUAGACGGAUACCGCAAGGCCACAAAGAAGGCAAAGGAGUGUCUUUUGGAGAUCGCCGAGACGGUUACCGCUGACGACAAGGCAAUCCUAUCCAAGGUUGCAAGAACCUCGAUGCAGACAAAACUGGUAAGGAAGGACUCCGAUCUACUGUCUGACAUGGUGGUAAGUGCCGUUACCAGCGUCGCCCGCAAGGACGGCAAGAGGUUUGCCGUCGAUGUUGAUGAUAUCAAGGUGGAGAAGAAGGCAGGCGGUUCUGUCAAGGACUCUUCCAUCAUUCAGGGCAUAGUGCUCGACAAGGAAAUUGUAAACAACUCGAUGCCAGAAAGGAUCAACAACGCCAAGAUCGCCCUGAUCAACUCACCGCUUGAGAUCACAAAGACAGAGACAGACGCCAAAAUCAACAUCUCAAACCCCCAGCAGCUAAGAUCAUUCCUUAACGAGGAGCACAGAAUGUUGAAGGGCAUGGUUGACACGAUCCUUGAGACGGAGGCAAACGUGGUUCUCUGUCAGAAAGGAAUAGACGACAUGGCACAGCACUAUCUAGCCAAGGCCGGGGUCUUGGCAGUGAGAAGAAUCAAGGAGAGCGACCUAGCAAAGCUCGCAAGAGCCACAGGCGCCAAGAUAACUACAAACCUUAACGAUCUGCGACCCAAAGAUCUGGGUACCGCAGAGUUGGUGGAGCAGAGAAAGAUAGAGGAAGACAAGUGGGUCUUUGUCGAAGGCUGCAAGCAGCCCAAGGCCGUAACACUGCUUCUCCGCGGCGGCUCCCAGAGGGUGGUCGACGAGGUUGAGAGGUCUGUUCACGACGCAAUAAUGGUAGUAAGAGAUGUGAUGGAGGAACCCACCGUGGUCGCAGGAGGCGGAGCCCCAGAGACGUAUGUCUCAACUAAAAUAAGAACUUGGGCAAAGUCAUUGGUUGGCAGGGAACAACUGGCGGCAGAAAAGUUUGCCGAUGCCCUAGAGGUGAUUCCACUGACGCUGGCAGAGAACGCGGGCAUGGAUCCCAUCGAUACGCUGACCGCACUGCGCUCAAAGCAGAACAAGGGCGAGAAGUGGACCGGCAUUGAUGUCAUGGCGGCCCAGAUUGCCGACAUGAAGGCAAGCGAUAUAGUUGAGCCGCUAUCGGUAAAGAAUCAGGUGGUGUCUGCCGCGUCUGAGGCCGCCUGCAUGAUCCUGAGAAUCGAUGAUGUUGUCGCCGCAGCCAAGUCUGCUGGUCCCCCGCCGGGGGCCGAGGGUGGCAUGCCUGGAAUGGGCGGCAUGGGUGGCAUGCCUGGAAUGGGCGGAAUGCCGGAUAUGGGCGGCAUGAUGUAA